This is a messenger RNA of Zophobas morio, 1088 nucleotides long. RefSeq names its product deubiquitinase OTUD6B-like. The coding region runs from base 175 to 1038 and encodes 287 amino acids. Gene Ontology annotation, molecular function: cysteine-type deubiquitinase activity. The record is from RefSeq and is a predicted model, not a curated record. The transcript is spliced from 9 exons. Gene Ontology annotation, biological process: protein deubiquitination. Lineage: Eukaryota; Metazoa; Arthropoda; Insecta; Coleoptera; Tenebrionidae.
GUCCCUUUAGGUAGGAGAUCUACAUCUAAAUCGUGAAACUUUAUUGGGUCAAAAUAUAUUUACUUCAACUGAAGAUUUACCUGCAAUCCACAGACACUCCCACUACAUGUGACCAGAUUUUAGAAAGAUGUUCACUUUUUUUAUUUUCUCAUGUAGCUCAGAGAGAAUUUAAAGAUGGAGGAGUUAAUAUAUCGUCAUAAAAAGGAACUUAAAGAAUUACAAGCUGCAAUCCAAGCCUUAAAGAAAUCUGUUACAAAGGGUGACAAAAGGAAAAAGAAGGAAAUUGACACCUUGAUAAAACAAAAAGGAGAUGAUUUGGCUAAAAAACAUCAGGAGGAAAAAAGUGCAUUUGAAGCUGAUGGGCUUGUUAUAAAAAAAGAAAAUGGUUUUGCUAACUUUUUUUUUAUGUAUCUUUUGCCUAAAUUAGGUCCCCCAACAGUUUUUUAUGAUGAAGUAAAAUAUAUUGAGAAGAGAGCAAGAGCACAAAGAAGGAAGGAAAAGAAGAUAAUGAAGCAGUUAGAAGAAAUGAAGUUAAUGGAAGAAAAUUGUAGGAGUUUAAUAGAUCAUAGAGAGGAAGAAUUGUCGCUUUUGGAUUCUCAACUUGUUGUACUGAAAAGAAAAGUUUACGAGGUUCCUGCUGACGGCAAUUGUCUGUUUAGCGCCAUCGCCCACCAGCUGCACAUCAACCAUAUAAAACCUCGUGGUAUCGCCGAAAGUGCGAAGACUCUAAGGUUUUGCGCCGCCGAAUACAUAAAGAGUAAUAAAGAGCGUUUUCUUCCCUUUAUGCAUUCUGAAACUGGAGAAGUACUAACUGAAGAGGAGUUUGAUGAGUACUGCUAUAAACUUUCGCAUACGAAUGAGUGGGGCGGACAACUAGAAAUCCAGGCUCUUUCUGAAUCGCUCCAUGUGGCUAUCACGGUGGUGCAGGCUGCCCGUCCCCCCGUCUCCUUUGGCGCAGGAACAGCUUCUCUCUACUUAGUGUACUUUCGAAAGGCCUUCAGUCUUGGCGAGCACUACGACUCUCUUGUUCCUGUAUAACAAAUAUUUUGAUUAAGAGGACUGUUAUUGCUUAAAAUUAAAGAUCUUCA